This is a messenger RNA of Gastrolobium bilobum, 1664 nucleotides long. RefSeq lists its product as uncharacterized. The transcript has a single exon. Lineage: Eukaryota; Viridiplantae; Streptophyta; Magnoliopsida; Fabales; Fabaceae. Gene Ontology annotation, molecular function: protein binding. The record is from RefSeq and is a predicted model, not a curated record. Bases 228 to 1121 code for a protein of 297 amino acids.
CGACAACAUAUAAUGAUAUAACACACUGAACUUUGCACCUUCCAGCUGCUACUGUUGCUCUUCUUCUCUCUGCUCUUUCUUCUUAUCCACUUCAUCACACACAAACCCCAAACCCCUAAUUUUUCACUUUAUUUAUUUAUUUAUUUAUUUUGAAAAAAAGAAAAGAAAAAAAGAAACUCUAUCACUGUUUAGUACAUUUUGAAGAGAGAUAACGGUUUUCCAAUCCAAUGGCAGAGAUUCAGCCGCCGGAGGGUCAGAUGAACGGUGGCGGAACCCUAAUUCUGAACUCUUGCGAACCCAUCGGAUCUAAGCGUCAGAGGAGGCCAAGCGUCCGAUUGGGUGACAUCGGCGGCGACCAACCCUACGAUUCCCACGCUCGCCGCAACACGAAGCCGUGGAAACUCGCCUUCGACCACUACCGCAAGGACAAGGACCCCAACGUUUCAGGUAAACCCUCCAAGACUCGACCUUUAACCAACUUGACCUCUGUUGCGGAGUUUAACGAAACCCUAGAGGGCGACGAAAGAGAAGGGAACAACAUCGAUAGCAUCGCGAUUGGUAGCUGGAAGGUGAAGGAAUCAAAGAAGAGAGGCUCCAUCGCCACCAAGAGGGUCAGAUCGAAUUGGGUUUCGAGAAUCGACGACGGCGGAGGGGAGGGAGAGGAAAAGUAUAGUGGCGGUGAGGAUGUGGAUGAUGGGUAUCGGGAAUUUGAAGUGGAAAAUUCAGAAAGCCCUUUGAAAGAACAAAGCCCUAUUCAUUCCAUGGAGAAUUUGGGGGUUGAUGGACAUAGGAGGUCCUUUAAGGGUAGGGAGGAGCAACAUGAUGGAAUUGAGCUAUCUGGACCCUCUGAUACUGAUGGAAGGGAUUGGAAAUGCGGAGGGACUAGUGUUGAUAGGAAUGAGAAUGGUGGGAGGGUGAGGUCUGGAGAAGAUGGGAUUCGGAUUUGGCUUAAUGGGUUGGGGUUAAGUCGUUAUGCACCUGUGUUUGAAGUUCAUGAGGUUGAUGAUGAGGUUUUACCAAUGUUAACACUUGAGGAUCUCAAAGAUAUGGGGAUAAGUGCUGUUGGGUCCAGAAGAAAAAUGUACUGUGCAAUUCAGAAGCUUGGAAAAGGGUUCUCCUGAGGUUUUACUUGUUUUUUUAGCACUCCCAAAUGUAGCAGGGGAGGGGAGGAUUCUCAGCCGUAGCAAAAUUCAGAUGCGUAUGUCUGAACUGAGUUCUAGUAUGUUCUCCCAUGACCCCUUUUUUUUUUAGGCUUGGAAUCGUUAGGUCCUUACAUGUUCUUAUUUGAGAAACAUCCUUUUUGAAAUCCAGUGCAAGUAAAGUAAGUACAUAUAACUCUGCGAAUUUUGUUGGAGCAAUUCAUUGUUUCUGUUCCUGAAGCAUUUCUAGUUGUAUUAUCAGUGAUAACUCUGAAAGAGUAAUGAGGGAAAAAAGAAACAUGUUAAACGCAUUUGGAAUGUUUUUUCUUAAAAGAAAAGGGAAAUGAUGUUUAAUUUCUUCAUUCUAUCCAUUGGAAUACCAACGAAUACAUCUUUAUAGUCUUCUUGAGAAAUUCUUGUGUAGACUUUGUCUACGAAAGUUGUGUGGUUUUUCCUUGUGAGGACUAAAUAUCAACAAUUGAUGCAUCAUCAUUUUAUGUAUAUAAAUUCCUGUGUCAUACAACU